UUUGUAGUUUCUACCACAUGAAACUGUUGAUUAAUGUAAACCAUCUUCAAUAUUUGUAUCUAAUUUUUAAAUCAAUUUACCAAUUAUCAACGGCUGAAAAGAACAUGCACAUUCCAUAAGCUUCCAUAGGUGCGGAACCGCCCAAACGGGCGCCCAGUAAUAUGCAAUUUACACCUUCGGUAGGUCACCCAGCAACUCUCUCCCUAACUACUUUCCAUUCUGCAUUCAAAUUUUACGUCGAAGGAAAAAAUUUUACUCCCCCCUUGUUACUUUUCCGUCAGCUGCUAAGACAUCAGGUUAGGCCUAAUGAUUCUACCUUCUCCUUACUCAUCAAAGCCUUCGUUGUAUCGUCUUCAUCGUUCUGUUCUGAGAAUGAAAAAGCAGAGGCGAAUCAGCUCCAAACCCACUUCAUUAAAUGGGGAUUUGACCAAUUUUUGUAUGUUAGUACUGCAUUUCUCGAUUUGUACUCAAGAUUGGGUUUUGUUAAAGCUGCUCGACGUUUGUUUGAUGAUUUUCCUGAAAAAGACGUUGUAUCGUGGAAUGCGUUGAUUUCUGGGUACACACGAUGUGGAUAUAGCCAUGACGCGUUUAAGCUAUUUGUGGAAAUGCGCAGAAGGGGGUUCGACCCUUGUCAGAGAACGUUGGUAAGUUUAAUGCCUUCCUGUGGUACCCAAGAAUUAUUCGUCCAAGGAAAAUCCAUCCAUGGAUUAGGUGUUAAGGCUGGCCUUGAUUUGGAUUCCCAAGUGAAAAAUACUCUUGUAUCGAUGUAUGGUAAAUGUGCUGAUUUAGAAGGGGUGAAACUCUUAUUUGGAGAGAUUGGUGAAAAGAACGUAGUUUCUUGGAAUACCAUGAUAGGGGCAUUCGGCCAAAAUGGAUUCUUUUUGGAGGCAAUGCUUGUUUUCAAGCAAAUGCUUGAAGAAAGUGUCAGUGCUAACUCGGUGACUAUGGUGAGUAUCUUGUCUGCAAAUGCAAAUGCAGGAUGUAUUCAUUGUUAUGCUACCAAAAUUGGUCUUGUGGAAAAUGUUUCCGUGGUUACCUCUCUAGUUUGCUCCUACGUAAAAUGUGGAUAUAUAGAAAUAGCCGAACUGAUUUAUAUGUCAAAACUCCAGAAAAACUUGGUUGCAUUAACUGCGAUUAUUUCUCGCUAUGCUGAGAAAGGUGACAUGGGAUCUGUGGUAAGGCUAUAUUCCCUUGUACAGCAUUUAGAUAUGAAAUUAGAUGCUGUUGCAAUGGUUGGCAUCAUCCAAGGUUUUACAUAUCCUGAUCACACUGGCAUUGGACUUGCUUUCCACGGUUAUGGUGUAAAGAGUGGGCUAAUUAUUGAUUGUUUGGUUGCUAAUGGCUUUAUAAGCAUGUAUUCAAAGUUCGAUAAUAUUGAUGCAGUGUUUUCUUUAUUUCAAGAGAUGCACAAAAAGACACUGAGCAGCUGGAACUCUGUGAUAUCUAGCUGUGCACAGGCAGGAAGGUCAAUUGAUGCCAUGGCUUUGUUUUCCCAAAUGACAUUGUCAGGUUAUGGGCCAGAUUCAAUUACACUAGCGAGUUUACUAUCUGCUUGUUGCCAAAAUGGGAAUUUGCAUUUUGGGGAGAUACUUCAUUGCUAUAUUCUAAGAAACAGUGUGGACUUGGAGGGUUUUGUUGGGACUGCUCUUGUAGACAUGUACGUCAAAUGUGGAAGAAUAGACUUUGCUGAAAAUGUGUUUAAGAGCAUGAAAGAGCCAUGUUUAGCUUCAUGGAACUCGCUGAUCUCUGGUUAUGGUUUAUUUGGGUUUCACAAUCGUGCUCUCCUCUGUUACACCAAAAUGAUGGAGAAGGGGAUAAAGCCCAAUAAAAUCACUUUCUCAGGAAUUUUAGCUGCUUGUACUCAUGGAGGACUUGUUGAAGAAGGUAGAAAAUACUUCAAAACCAUGAAGAAAGAAUUUGGUAUCGUGCCCGAAUCACAGCAUUGUGCAUCCAUGGUUGGCCUGCUUGGUCGGGCAGGAUUAUUUGAAGAGGCAAUUGUAUUUAUCAAGAACAUGGAAACCAAUCCAGAUUCUGCUGUGUGGGGAGCAUUGCUAAGUGCUUGUUGCAUUCACCAGGAAAUUAAGCUUGGUGAAUCUGUGGCCAAAAAGUUGUUUUUCUCUAACUGUAGAAAUGGGGGUUUUUUUGUGUUGAUGUCUAAUCUUUAUGCAGCAUCAGGAAGGUGGAAUGAUGUAGCAAAAAUCAGAAAGAUGAUGCGAGAAAUGGGAGAAGAUGGUUGUUCAGGCGUUAGCCUUAUGGAAGCGAAUCAUACUAGUGAGAAUUUCAUUUGAUUGGACAGUCUUCGCAGUGGCAGCUGCAUUUCAUUUUAAGCCCUCAUUCUGAUCAUACUAGGACUAGUGUAGUGGACAUUAGACGAGUGUAGUCCAAGUGAUUUAAUUAUUUAGCUUCUAUCCACACAAAAUUAUUCAUUGUCUAAUCAUAGUAAAAAGUUAUCUAUUAAAGAAUAUAUAUUUACAGUGAAACAAAAAUAAGUAUGAUAGAAUUUUACUUAUGAAUAAGACGUAAACCCUAUCUCAAGUUCAUGCACUGGAAUGAGAUUGUUUCUUAUUUUAAA
This is a messenger RNA of Cucumis melo (muskmelon), 2572 nucleotides long. RefSeq names its product pentatricopeptide repeat-containing protein At2g04860. The record is from RefSeq and is a predicted model, not a curated record. NCBI's taxonomy places the organism in Eukaryota, Viridiplantae, Streptophyta, Magnoliopsida, Cucurbitales, Cucurbitaceae. Gene Ontology annotation, molecular function: RNA binding; protein binding. The transcript has a single exon. Gene Ontology annotation, biological process: RNA modification. The coding region runs from base 162 to 2288 and encodes 708 amino acids.